AUGGAGACCGCAAGCGACAAGGAAUGGGCGAACAAAUAUCUUCUUGACCCCUUGAAUGCGCCUGAACCAUCGCAAGAGGAUGGCCCAGGCAACACUUUCCGACCAGGUACUACUGUCUCUGCGGUCCCUGCUUCACCUCCCAGCACCUCAAAGACUGCUUCGGGUCGGCGGCUCUCGAAGAACAAUCCAUACCGCAAGAACUCUCUAUCUACCACAACCACGACCGAGAUCAGACGGAGCGCUUCGCUGCACAGUCCCACCAGCAGCCAUGGCCGCGCAAGCCUAGUCGCCUCGCCCCGAUCUCCAGUGGCUUCGCCGACCAUGAGGCAGUCUUCCAACCCCCAGUCACCUCGGUCUCCAAGUCACAGACAGGAGGCUUUUGGCGACAAGUCUACAGGAAGCGGCCGACGCAGGGGAAGUUCGCUAUCCGAGCGGUAUCCCGGCGACAUGUCACACCGGCCAUUGGAUCAAUUGGCGAAAGAGAAGGCUGUCGCAGACCGCGCGCGUCAUGCCACCAAGAAACAUCACAUUCAGCCAGAUGUGAUCGACAGCUUGGACGACAGCGGAGGUUCUGCAUGGCAUCACGGAGGUCCCUACGAUGCCACAUUGUAUGCCCGGAACAAUUCCUCCAAUUCGCCUCUUGCCGCCGUGGCCGACUCCAACGCCGAAGCUCUCAAGGCCACCCCCAAAGAGAAAAUCAUUGACAGUGUCGUGCGCCAUCGACCUCUUGAUGGCGUUGCAGCUUACCCGCCAGGAUUUGAGGACCCCAUGGGUAACUCGUACGAAUACGAAGAAGGCGAGAAUAUGAUGGUCGAGAACAGUCCCGGCGGCGGCGCUUACAAACGAUGGCCCGGGAUCCCAUAUCUUCCCGAGGACAUCAAAGGCAAAGGCGAGCCCAGCUACAGCAUCGAGAAGGCCUUGAAAGAGCAUUCGAUCCGUGACGAUGGUGUCGGAAGUGAGGGCAUCGAACUGCAGUCCAGACAUCGCAGCAGCAGUGGUGCCAUCGCCACAGCGGACUCCAGCUGGGACAAUGGCUCGGGGCAGAUGGGCCGCAGUGGCAGCAUCAGCAAAAGGCUGAGUGGUGGCUUGAAGAAGAGAUUCGGCAGUAUCAAAAGACGAAGCCACCAUGAAGAGUAA
This is a messenger RNA of Capronia coronata CBS 617.96, 1137 nucleotides long. RefSeq lists its product as uncharacterized. The transcript is spliced from 2 exons. NCBI's taxonomy places the organism in Eukaryota, Fungi, Ascomycota, Eurotiomycetes, Chaetothyriales, Herpotrichiellaceae. Gene Ontology annotation, cellular component: cytoplasm. Bases 1 to 1137 code for a protein of 378 amino acids. The record is from RefSeq and is a predicted model, not a curated record.